GUGGACAUAUUAAAUACAUAAUUUUAUGUUUCUGUAUAAUUAUGUACAGUGUUAUAUGAUGAAACAAUUUUUUACCGGGUAAUAUUUUAGCAUGCAGAAUCUUAAUCCCACGAUUAUUAUUAUUAUUAUUCGCUAAUUAUAUCGAUUUUACAUUCGUAUAUAAUUUUGAUCAUUUUCAUACACAAAAACAUUGAGCUACAUAAAAGAGGAAAUUUUGUUGUCAGUUUGAAACAUGUCACAAACGCAAGAAAAAAGCUGAAAAAAUUGCGACUUUAAUAUGAAAGAGAUUGAACGUUUUUUUCACAAUUAUAUCACAGAUAAAAUUUCGUGUUUUCUAGUUAUCAAUUAAACAAAAUUGGCAUUUUGAAUUUGAUUGCUUAUAAUUCCUAUCGAAAAAAGAAUUGCAGCUCAGCUGUGAUAUUUUUGUACCUAUUUUUCAGUCAUUAUAGUUGAUUUUCCUGGUAGCAAAUCUUUAAGAUGUUCAAAAAAAUUUUUUCCGUUGAUUUUAUUUCAGGAAAUUAUAAUUUGGAAAAAUGGUCUGCUACUUCAGUUCGUCGAGCUGGUCUGUGUGCAGAUCAUUUUAGUGAAGAUUCCUUCAUCACAAAAGGUAAGAUACAAUUAAAACGCGGCUCAGUGCCCCUUCCUUUCAGGAAUAUUGCGAAUGUGAUGAAUGAAGAUGCAAAUUCGGAAAACAUGCCUAUGGAUGUAGAGGUGACCGAGAUAGGAAAUACAAAAGAAAAUGUAACGGAAACAACAAAGAAAUAUGAAAACGUUACGAGACCAACAAUAUUUGCAAAUGUUGAAGAAAUACAUGAAAAUAUUACAGAGCAGUCUCAAUAUAUAUGGCCACCAUUGCGAACCUACUGGGCACCACAACUAGAGUUUAAUAAGGUAUCACAAAAUGAAGAUGAAAUGGAAUGGAUGCAUAUCGAACCGCCAUUGAAAGAAAUAAUACCAGUGCAAAAAUGUCAAACGAAAACUAUACGAAAUAAAAAAGAACCCCAAAAAAAUGAAAAAAGUAAGACACAAAUAAUUGAUAAUUUAAAAAGAGAAAAUUUGCGUUUGCGUCAAACAAUAAAAAAGUUGAAAGUAUUUGUAAAAAAAUUUAAUCGACGAAUGCCUGUAAAACGCACAAAUAAGAAAAAUAAGAAAAAACUUCUACAAGAACUGAUAGAUGAGAAUAAAUUGCAUCCCGUUGCAAAAGCAAUGAUAAAUUUGCAAUUACAUACGCCACACGCGCCAUAUACAGAAGAAGAAAAAAAUAUAUCGAAGCAACUUUAUUAUUAUUCUGCUUCUGCACUGCGUAAUUUACGAAAAGCAGGUUGUAAUUUUCUUGGAGAACGCACUCUUCGAAGAUGGCAUGAAGAAUAUGAUAUGAUGCCAGGAUUUUGCGAUUUUAUAAUUUGUAAAUUGCAGGAGAAAUUUUCUAAGAUAUCUGCACAGGAAAGAGUAUGUGCUUUAAAGUGAGAUGAAAUGGCAAUAAAAUCAUAUGAAGAAUAUUCACUGAAAUUGGAUGAAAUAGAAGGACUUGUUGAUUUAGGGCCUUUAGGAAAAAAACAUGAGACUGCAAAACACGUUUUCGUAUUUUGCUUGGACAGUUUAAAUGCACGUAAUUUAUGACGUCAACCACUAGCAUAUUUUCUUGCUGGAACAGGUAUGAAAGCCGACGAAAUAAUAUCUUUAUUAAAAGAAUGUUUAAAUAGAUUGAUUGAAACGGGUGCUGAUGUGCAACUCGUAACAUGUGAUCAAGGCCCUAAUAAUCAGAGUGUUUAUGUAAAACUUAGCGUACAACCGGAUAAUCCAUUUUUUAUUCAUAAUGGAAAAAAAUAUUACGCAUCGUUUGAUUUUCCACAUUUAGUUAAAAGAUUGGCGAGUUUACUAAGAAAACACAAAUAUCUUUAUCGUGAUGGAAAACUAAUCGCAUCAUUUGACGAUUUUUAAUCAACAUGUCUGUUGACGACGCUACUAAAGGAGGUUCCGCACGUGCUGUUGGAUGAAAUCACUAAGCUAUCGAUGCUGCGCACCUUGGAGAGUGGACGAUACCUCAGCAUGGGGUUCCGAUCGUGAGACCUGUACGAGUAUCCACUGCUUCAGAGCACGACCAAGCACUCGUGGGCCGUUAAGACCGCGCCGCAACUUGAGAAGUCGCGAUACGUGAUCUUCACGUUGCAGACUGGACGAAAAAAUGUACCGAACGAAGACAUUACCGUAUUCAACGACUGCAAACUAAUCAACGUGAAACUGUAUCUGAACUCGGAAUGUUAUCCGUACGACGACAUGAAUUUAGAUUUCGACAGAGGUAGAUCCGCCAUCCUUUACGAGAUGUACUCGCGUUUCCGUAAUGCGUAUUAUAGAUGUGAUUACGACGAGACGGUCCUGACCACUAUCAAUUUCCUUAUUCGCGGACCUUUCGUGGUUAUCGAUUGUUCGCGACAGAACGAGUCAGUCAAGAGCGCAACCGUGGACGUGCGAUUGGAAUUUGAUUGCAAGGAGAACGUACCGGAUAAUACGACGGCCUACUGUCUCAUCAUACACGAUCGCGUGGUCGAAUACAGCUCGUUGACCAACGUUGUGCGCAGAAUCACCUAGGUGUGGGCAGCAUCGAGAACCUCGUUAUAAAAAAAGAAACAUCCUCGAUACAGCGAGAACGAUUAUAGUCGUCCUCUCGACGCGUUGAUACAACGAUGUCCGUACCGACGUUCGUGGAUCUGCAAGGUUUUAUCAUCGGCGGAAACUUCGUCGCAAAGGAGUUUGCCGUGCUGCGAAAUGGAUAUAUUCUCUCUCACUGUAUCUUUGGACCCUGCGUACCAUGGACGGUUUCACCAAGGCGGAGAGACGCCAUGCGUCCUGGCUGAUGACGAAUCAUCACGGACUACAAUAGGACGAUGGAACGGUUCCAUACAACAGGGCUAAGGAUCUGAUUACAGAGGCGGUGGCGGACGAGGCGUCAUAUACCGUCGUGUACGUCAAGGGACGCGAGAAACGCGAAUGGUUGCGGAAUCUGCUCCUGGAUGACGACCUGGACAUCUACAUCGAAACUAUCGAUACGCACUACGAAGAUAUACCAUCUUUGAAUAAGCUGGACGUUACGCAUACUUUGCGUUGUAACAAACAUGUAACCAAUUGUACUUUGCAAAAUGUAUUCAAACUGUUUAAUUGGUGGUCCUACCAUAUGAAAUAAAAUAUGUUUUUUUAUGAAA
Molecule: messenger RNA, 3200 nt
Organism: Ooceraea biroi (clonal raider ant)
Lineage: Eukaryota; Metazoa; Arthropoda; Insecta; Hymenoptera; Formicidae
Source: RefSeq, a predicted model, not a curated record